This is a messenger RNA of Prinia subflava (tawny-flanked prinia), 8960 nucleotides long. Its product is annotated as ciliary rootlet coiled-coil protein 2-like. Bases 6942 to 8318 code for a protein of 458 amino acids. The record is from RefSeq and is a predicted model, not a curated record. NCBI's taxonomy places the organism in Eukaryota, Metazoa, Chordata, Aves, Passeriformes, Cisticolidae. The transcript has 10 exons.
UACAUAUUUCCUGCUGGUCUGGUGGGGCAAGAGCCUUCUGGUGUCUCAAUCUAUUUGUGUUAACCCCUUCCAACAUGCUGACUGCCACCAGCAGCAAGCCCAUUUGUGCUAAGGAACAGACAGAAAAGACUUGAAGGGGAACUGCCAAUAUUUUGUCAGCAUGACCAUCCAUUUUGCCAUCCUUUAAAGUCUUCAAAAGGCAUAUGCCAACUUUUCUCCUGUUGUGAUUAUUGCAAUGCCAGAGACUAUGACAGUGGCAACAUCAGCUACCUGAAAGGCGGUUGUAGCCAGCUGGAGCUUGGCCUCUUCUCCGAGGCAGUGACAGGACAAGUGCACACAGCCUCAAGCUGCACCUGCAGACAUUCAGGUUUGGAUGGCAGGAAGAAUUUCUUCCUCAGAAGGGUUGUCAAGCAUUGCAAUGGGCUUCCCAGGGCACUGGUGGAGUCACCAUCCCUGGAAGUGUUCAAGAAACAACUGGAUGUGGCUGUGGUUUAGUUGACAAGUUGGUGAUCAGUCAAAGGUUGGACUCAACAAUCUUGGAGAUCUUUUCCAAACUUAAUGAUUCUCUGGUUUUCUAAUUCUUUGAUUCCAGAAGUAGGUUUCUCUGUGUCUGGACUAUCAAAACCUAAUCCACCGCACCAAGUGCAGUUAUUUUCAGCUUGUACAAUAUCCCUGUGCAUGUGGGGUGUGUGCUUAAAAAGAAAACAUUCCUCUCUCACUCACUUUGAGCAAGGAAUUUGUUUCCAUUCCUUGUGCAUUCCUACAGAGGCAUGAAAUCCAAAGUGCACCUGACCCUUUUUUGAUUCCAACAAUCCAUUUUAUAUUCUGAACUUGCUAAUUCAUUUAGUCAGUACACUUUCCCUAUCACAUCCUUUUUGCUCUACUGCUAUCAGUGCUGUUCUGUCAAGUGAUGAAUCUUUCUCUGCUGUCCAGGAAGUCAGAAUGAAUUCCAGAGACCCAAACAGGGUAUUAGUUUGUCAUGACUUCAGUAAGCCCUCUUAGCUGCCUGUGGCAUUAGGUCUCUUCACCAGAUCGAAGCUGUGGUGCUUCAGAAUGCUUUCAUGAAGGACUGAGGUGAAAUGGUGAGAAAUAUUCUUUUUGCGAUGCGCUGUGGCGGUGUCUUUCCACGUUUAUGUUUGUAUGUGUGCAUGGGCAAAGGUGGCACAACAACCCUGGGAAUUUUUUGGCAUGUGGACAUUCUGGUCCUGGACUAUCAAUUGCCUGCUCAUUUUGUCCUGUCUGAUUUGAGACUUGCACACAAAAUGUCACUUUUUAAUUUAAGUAGUAAGUUAGUGCAAGUAUUUUCCUUUUGUUUCUUAAAUUACCUUUUCAGUAGAAUAAAAGUAUUACAGACCAAGCAAUACAGUCUGAGGAGCACAAAAAUAAUUUGCAAAUGGAAUCUCAGAUGGGUUGAAGAAACCUGUUAGAAAAGUAGCUGCCUAACUGAAUAAACAAAAUUAAAUCAGAAAAGAUUUUGGCUUGCAUGUUGGGUUGGGCCUUAAUGACAGAUUCUCCACACAGAGAGUUAAGUUGAACUCUGGUUGUUUUCAUUUUGGCAGAUAUUGGCCUAUUUCCGUUCUUUCCCAGCCACUUUUAAGCCACUGAAUUCCUCCCGCACCUUGGCUUCCCACUCCAGCUGCUGGUGAUGGGAGCAGUAGGGAGGGAUAGCACAGCUGCAUGAGCUGCAGGGCCACAUGUGCCAGGAAAAGGCCAGACAGCAGUGCUGGGGAACUGCAGCCCUGCUCCGGGCUGCUGCAUGUUUGUACACACAUGGCAGACAUAGGAGUGAGGUUUAGCUGGAACAAUGAACCAAGAAGCAAAUAUUACUGUAUGCCAUCUCUCAAACCAUUGAUUGCUAUCUCAGCUGGGUGCUCAUACCAAGCUUUCCUUUUACCUUAUCUCAUAAAAAGCACCAAGCUUGCUUGGCACGUGGGAUUUUGACAUGGAAAAUUUUACGUCUGUGGGAAUAGAAAUUCAGCAUGCAAAACCCCUCAUAGAUCUGCUCUGCAGCAAGGAGCUGACACUGUUAAUCCCACUGGAACACAUGUGGUGUACUAAAUUUUUACGGUUGAUGUUGGUGUUUGGUGUGACAACUAGCAUUGAUGAGUGAAAAUAGAGCACUAGUGAUGAAAAAAGUGGCUGGGGAAACCACGGUAACCUACUCCUCACACACAAAAUCUGUCGUGACGGGACUGUCCGUGCGUGAGGCACAGCGCCGGGGCAUGUAGAAGAAUUUUUAGAAGAGCGAGGUCAUGAUUUAUUGAUAGGGGGUUUGAACAAUCCCUGCUACCAGGGAACAGUAUGAGAGUCUGUACUGUUCCUGUGCUGGUCUCGUAAACCUUGAAUUAGUAAGAAAGUAGCAAUUGUAAUAAUUUAGUGUGCCUUUGCACGGAUGCUUCCUCACGGAUGCUGAAUACGUGUAACAACUUGCUAGGCCUUCUCAUGGAUGUAGAAAACAGAAUGCUAUUCAUAAGGUAGAACAAAAGGUAAACUAGAUGCCAAAAAACAUGGACCAAUGAACAAUCAUUUAAUGUAUAUGUAUAUGUACUUUUAGCCAAUCACCAACUGUUUAGCUGUGCUUGCUUUCCUCUCUGUAACCUGAUAAAAGGAGUAUACCAGGAAUAAACAGCAGAGAUCAAAGCUAAUCAUAUUGAUGCCUGUUUGAAAGGAUGCUCUGCUCCUUUCUCGCAACAGGGGCACUGUUGCCAUGAGGUUUUUUCCUGUAUGUCAAGUGCUCAUAUUGAAAGAGCAUGUGCAGCUUCUCUCACGCUUGUUAAUGUAAACACUGGCUAUGUUUAGCUAACUGUCUCCCAUUGUUUACAUAUUACUAGAUGGGAGGAGAAAGGUGAUGGACAGUUUGACCAGUGGUGAUUAGGAGGUGGGAAAUGUCCUCCAAUGGAUGGACAUUAUAGAAGAUGUAUAUAAGUUACUUUGUAAAUAAACUGCAGGGGUUCCUGCCUCCUGCUCGGAUCUGCUCACAACCCAGAAAAUGUCUCCUGAGUCCCUCUCUUAUCGUCAGGAUCAGCUGCAGCAGGGGCACUGCACAGCUUCAGCGCGGGCUGACGAGGAAGGCAAUCUUCCCAUGGAGUGCAGGAUUUCGGGGUUCUGAUUGCCGCUCCUGCGCUGGGCUGCCAGCGCACAAAGCCUCCUCGAGCACCGGUGCCUCCUCCCCAGGCUUCCUGCAGUGCCUUUGCUGACUGGGUGCAGUCAGCCAGGCUGGAGGCAGGCUCAGCUGGUGUUACAAAGCAAUCCUGUCCAAAAGAAAGAAAAAAGACAAAGGCCAAAGCAGAAAGGAAGUAUUAGUUCCCAGGCUGAGUUCCUCACAGGUGGAGGCAGGAUUCCUCUGGUUCCCAGAAGGAUGCAGAAACAGGACACAGGGACACUAUGUGCCCCUUCACCUGCAUCUCCAGGACCUUGCUAUUGCAGGCCAAAGUAGCACAAAUUGUCUUCAGCCUUUUAUCCAGGUGUCUUCGGCUUGUUGGGAUUUUUCCUGUGACAACAGCCAGGGAAUGCUGCUUGCUGUCAAAGGGCUUUGUUCCUUCCAGGAAGCUCCGAAGACUCACUUGGGUUCCUCCUUUCUAAAACAUGGCCUGGUUAAUUGCCAAAAAAAUGAGCAGUGUAAGCCAUUCCUCGGCACAUGCCAAUCCCUCCAAGACAUUCUGAUUCCAGUGGGGUUCAGGCCCAAGGGUUGUUCUCAAGAGCACAAAAGUUCUCGGUUUCAGCAGCAAGACAAGAGCAGGCAGCUUGGCAGGCCUCUGCCAUCUCAAGCACUCACUUGCCUUCCAAAUUCCUCUGCUUCCUCUAGCCAUGGGCGUAAGUCCUGUUCUUGACCUGCUGUCUUCUCCUGUUCCCCGUGAGACUGGCACCUGUCUGCUCCUUCCCGUGGCACGUUGUGGGGAGGUAUGGAAUGAAAUGACAGAGGAGAAUUUCACAGAACCUGCACUUGGUAUCGUUUGCCCCGUUUGGUGCUUGCAACUAUCCGCAGCAGACAUGGACUUUGCAGUUGUGUGAGCUAUGUGCUCCAGAAAAGACAAGACUAAGUUAGCUCAGGAAAACCAGGAUCAAUUCACUCAGCUCCUGCAAGCCAGAAAUGAGAGUGCAGCAAAUGACUGAAAAAUGCAGUGCUAUGCAGCACGUCGUAUCCACCAUGGGCAGGAUAGAGAUUUCCAACCCACAUGCAUGGAGGAAUCUGACUUUGCAGGUUUCCCCCAAGCCAAAGGCAGUGGGUUUUGGCAAAGGCACUGGGACCUUAGUGUUGGACAGAGAACAUUUUCAAGAGAAGGGCUGACUUGGGAGCUGAGGGAAGCAGAGAGAAUGGGCAAAUGUGCCCAUGGAUGCAUCCACACUGUGAAGGUCUCUCCAAGGGCAGUCCCUACCAUGGACAGAACAUGGGCACUGCUCCCUGCAGAGGACAUGUCCCUGCCAUAUUGACCACACAAACGCUGUUCAGUGUCAUACAAACACAUAUGGGUGGUUUGUUGCUCAGCUUUUUUUCCCCACUAAGGUAUCCUUCUUCCUUCAGCACGCCUUACAGUGUGCUAGUUGGUGUUAGCCAUGCAGUGAAUGGAUAGGAAUGACAGGCAUUCCAAUUUAGGGAACUUUCCAGGAUAUUAUUAAAGCACAGUUUCCCUUUGAGAAUUUAAGCAAGUGUUCUUGAAUUUAGUCAGAAGCAGUGGUGGCCAAAGGGCACGUUUUCUUGGGUUUCCUCACAUCCCGGUUCUUUUUCAGUGUUCAGCUUGGUAUACAGGGGGUAUGGGCUCGGUGUCUGUUUUGUGUUACUUUUGAUCCUCUGUCACCGCGAGCCUAGCUAGAUAAGGACACUCAGGAGACAGAGGUCUGGGUUCAAACAGAGCAGCAGGCAGGAGAGCCCACCCUUAGUUUAUUCUUCCUAUUACAUACCUCUCACAAGGUGACCAUGGAUUGGAGGGUGGUUAUUCCACCUCUCACCCACAUUGGUCAAGGAGGCUGUCAUUCAACCUCCCCUUCUCUUGGAGAAGGAAUCCAUAACAAGGGCAGUAUUUACAAAACACGAUCUUGUGUUUACAUUUACGAGUGUGAGAAGCUGCACACUUCCACUUUAAUAUGUACGCUCAGCAAAUUAGGAAAUCUCAGGGCAACAAUCCUCUGAGCUAUGGGUGACGGACUGCAAGGGGGUUUUGUGCUCCUUUGGGACAGAGGAGAACUUUCUGGGCUUUCUUUUGCAUCAGAGGAGGUUGGGUUGCUAUGCAUAAGUUCACAGAGCAACCCAUAGAAGCUGCUAUUGUGAUGUCAGUGGAGGGCUGCCACAUCACAGUGCUGUCAAGACGAGGUUGCCCUGGUGCACGCAAGGCAUCAGCGCCCAGAGCAGCUCUUGGCGUGCUCGUUGCAGGAGGAUUGCCUUGACGGAGCUGUUCUCAGGCAACAGUUUGUGCCCUGACAAGGGAGUCUGUUUCUUUUGCCUGCUGUUGCACAAGUCUGUGGACUUGUGUAGGCAUUGUUUUUUUUUUUUCCCCUGCGGUUGUAGGGUGUACGGACACGUGCCGGUGUCCUUUUUUAUUUUCGUUGUUUUUUGAACAGUCUGGGGACUUGGGAAGGUGUCUUUUGUUUUCACCUCUUUCUUGGACAGUCCGUGGAUUACAACGGGUGUCCUUUUGUGUCCCUUUUUCCUUGCGCAGUCUGGGGACUUGUGCAAGUGGGUUUUUUUUUCCGUUUUUGUUUUCUGACCCACGGACUGGAGCAGCCCUGCUGAAACGAUGGAGCGAGUCCGUAGAGCAGUCAGCAGGGCUUUUUCAUCAGUGUCAUCCCGCAGAUUUUUGAAUGGUCUGAGACGUAAGUCGAAGUUUAUCCCUUGGGGCAGCACAUUGAGAGCAAAGUGCCAUAAAGGUGCCAUUGUGUUGGUAGAGCUUCUGCCAACAGCUUCGGCUAAAAAGAGGGUGUCUCUUGCCCAGCAGGCUGUGGACAACUUCCAAAAUUCAGGCUAGGAGAGCUUUGCAGGUGUCCUUCUAAAAACUGUGCGGUUCUCUCCAGAACUGAGGGAAAGCAGCUUUUUUCUGUGCUCCAUCCUUAAAGGAUGCGCCUGUUGAACUGGACCCUCUCUGUGUGCUACAAGAGCCAUUGGCUUUGGGCUGAAGGGCCGAGUGCCAAGCCGUCUUGUGUGUGCGCCUGAAGCCCACAGCUGGGCUUGUGCUGUGUCUGAACAGAACUGCAAGCACUAAGAGGCAUUUGGAGAAAGCUUUUGUGGGGAAUUGUUCACAGCAACCACAAGGGACAUGCUGCAUGCAUUUUACAAAAAGAAAAUUAAAGCCCAGGAAAGAGAGGAGAAACAAGCCACUUUAGCUGUAGCGUGGACAAUGAGCUACAAUGUAGGCCCUGAGUGCUGAGGAACAAUUUGCAUUUUCCCGGCCAAAUUUCUUAACAGAAACUUGGCCGGCAAGAGGUUGACACAGCCUAGGGUAUUGGCCUGCAGUCUUGCUUGCUGUGCUAAAGAAGUGUUGCUCUGGGAGGGAUGCUGUGAAAGGAAAAUGCCCUCUGCUUGGGUGAUCUUAUUCUGUGGGCUUCCUCAGCACAGACAGUUUUGUAACAUCACCUGGUUCAUUUUCCCUUCCACCUGCAGGUCGCCUCAGAGGUGGAAGGAGUCAAGGCCGUGGUUCGGUGAGUGGGAUGGGCACCCUUGACAUUCCUGGUGUCUGAGGAUUGUGGAGCAAGCUGUGGGCUUGGUCUGUUGUAGUUGAGAGCCAGCCUGGCAGGUUGAAAGGAAGCACGCGUCAAUGUCUGCAUGAGCACUACCAAAAGCAUUCCAUCAGUUUCCUCCUUUUCCGCUGAAGAGCUUUUAACUAAUGAAAGUCAAGUUUUGCAGACAGGAGGCUGUACGUUGAUUGUAGCCAGGCUGAAAUAUCUCCUUCGGAAGCAUAUGCAGUCCCAUCCAAACAUUAGUGUCAUCAGCCCCCUUGAAUUCAGUUUUAAUGACUGAGGACCCCACUUGUAUCCAAAUCCAUGACUUGUCCUUACCACAGCUGGGGAUAGAGCUCAGGACAAAGAAGGUUCUAAACGCCAGGUUAUUCUCUGUCCCUCACGCUGCUGUCUGUCUGCAGAGCACCACAGCACCAGCAGAAGAACCUCCUCUGGCUCGCUCUCUUCCUCCAGAGGCUAAAGAGGAGGCAAAGGACAACUUACCUGCACGUGCUGUCAGUCCAGGGCCGGAGCAUCUGGAACCAGCCCCAGCAGGAGAGAUUCUUGCCAGUCAGGACUGCUGGGCCCAGGCAGGAGAGGCGGAGCAGCAGGAGAGCAUGGAUAGAGUGUGCGAAGCCCGGGAUUUCAGAUGGGAGCAGUUGUCUGCCCUUGAGAGAAAGCACCACUCCUCGCUAGCCCGGGCCUUUGAAACGUCAGCAGAGACAGCGGAGGAAUUGCAGCCUCACAGGGAUCUGCUGAAGGAAGAGGUUCCUCUGGCGGUGCCAAAGGUUUGCCGCCCACAGGGGCCGUCCCCCAGGGUUCUGGAGAGGCUGCUCCAGGAGUCCUCUCGCCAAGGGGACACGCUGUCCCAGGUGUGCAGAGAGGAAACGGUGCUGGCACAAGAGAAGGCUGCCCUGGAAGCCCAGCUGCCAGGCACGGAGCGGAAGCUACGAGGCCUUUCCAAGCAGCUGGUAGAGACCAGGUCAGUGAAGGAGAGCCUGCAAAGCAGCCUGCAGGCGGCUCAGCGGCGCAUCUCGGAGCUGGAGAUGGCCAGGAGCUGUCUGGAAGGCCAAGUUCGCACAGCCACGCAGGCCAAGGAGGUGAUACUUGAGGAUGUGAGGGGCCUUGGUCGUGAGCUGCAAGCUGUAAGAUCUCUCAGCAAGCAGCAAUGUGAAGAAAUGGCCCAACAGCUCCGCAGGAUGGAAGAGCAGUACAUCAAGGCUCUCAGACUCUGGCAAUCUGCUCAGGAAGAGGAAAAAAGGAAGCUCCAGGAAAACUUGGAGAGACAGCUGGAACAACAGCGUUUGGAGGCGCAGCAGCAGCUGGAGGAACAGGCAAACCUCGUGGCAGAGCUCCAGCAUCAGAAGGCUGCUGUCUUAACCAGAAUGCACCAGAUGGAGAGAAAGCUAAUCCGAAGCCAGCAGCAAGUCGAGCAGCUGAGGCUGGAGCUGAGUAAGGAGCGGGAGAAUGGGCAGAUGGACACAGGCUCUGCAGCAGCGUCCUCCAAAGAAGGAGUCUCCCCUCUGCAGCCUGAAAACUCGAGCAUGGACAGUUCAUGCUGGUCAAGCCAGGAGAGAGAGAAGCAAUGCCUGAAGAUGCUGAGGAGCAUUGUGAGCAUGGCAGAUCCAGCAGAGAAAUACACUGGCUGGCAACAUAUUGGCAGUGGGUGAGUGCAGCCACACUUCCUUCUACACAACUAUGGGCCAGGUAUUUUGGUGGUGCAGUAUCAAGUGGGAAGUCAGGCAAGCUGCAAGCAUCUUCAGAGCCCGGCUUUAGAUUGUCCCUGUCUCAGUACUGAUCACAUGGCAUCAUCAAAGAUAACUGGAUGCUGCCAAAGUCUUGCCUGCUUUAGGGAGCAGCACCUGGAAGCCCUCCUGUCCCUCAAGCGUGUGGCACCAGUUUGCUUGUUUUCCUAGGAAACUUGGUUUUGUAUGAGUCAAAGUAAGACGGCCACACUAAGGAAGGAAGCAAAACCUGAGAGAGAGCUUCCCUCCUGAUAGCUGUCAGAUAACAGCUGUUUUCUUUCCAAAAUCUUGCUGAAAACAAUAUUCAGUGGUCAGGACACUAAGAAGGGCUGUGUGGUGUUGCCUGAGUUUAACGGAUAGAAUCAAGAGAGAGGUGAGAAGGCCCAACAGGCCUACGUGUUUCAUUGCCUGGAAAGGCACGCCACACGCACAGACACAGAAAGGAAAAGGCAAAGAAAACCCCCACAUCCAUAUUCUAGUGUGUCCUUUGGAGAUUUGUAGCAGCCCUUUUUUUUCCUGUUGGACGCCUCUUUUCUCUUGCACACGCUGCACGGCAGAGGGCUGCUG